Messenger RNA from Linnemannia hyalina, 4632 nucleotides. NCBI's taxonomy places the organism in Eukaryota, Fungi, Mortierellomycota, Mortierellomycetes, Mortierellales, Mortierellaceae. The record is from the annotation of a GenBank genome assembly.
AUGCACUCCUUUAUGCCGGACUGGAAGUUCGUUAACGAGGCUGCAGAACAAAUCCUGCACGAGGGAUUCAAUGGGGAUCUAUAUCAGCGACUAGGAGGAGCUUUUAUUGCUUCAGAGGCCCAACCCAUAGCACAGGGUCAAGCGUCCGUCGCCUUUCGCUUUAUCAACAAGCACCACUUGGCAUUAAAUUUCAGCACAACACCCUCUCUUGCACGGCUUAUCAUUGCGAUCUUGGAUGGCUCAUGGACACCGGAGCGUGGUGAGAGGAACGAGACCGGAUUUUUGGUGCUUUGGAGGAACCAGGAAAACACCAUCACAUAUCCCAUUCCACCUUCAAGCUUUCUUCUUCGCUACAUCUCAGCACUAUUGCACAUCAACAUAUUCCUGUUUGACACCGCCGCCCGCCCCAUUGUCAUCACCCAUCCCUAUCCAAAAGGAGUUGUCGGUAUUCUUCAUGAUGCAUCGUCAAUUCUGGGAUACUCGGACUACAAUGUACUCGGACCAACUCGUACGGAACAGGACGAUCUUUUCAUUGAUCUACGGCCACCAACACCCCCGUCUCUACCACUUCCACCAGGACCUGCCGCGACAUUCCGAACCGCCAAACGACCGCGCCAGCAGAGAGAAGGAUGCGAGAUCGACAGGGUCGCACUAGAGACCAUCUACAAGGAGGAAUGUGAGGCCCGAGUCAAGAAGGAGGCGGCCGAUCAGUGCCGCACGGCGAAGAAGCGUGCAAAGAAGGAGGCAGAUCCGAGGGAAGCAUUGGAGAAGGCACAUAUUGAUGCAAAGCAAGCGGAAGAGAAACGUGUAAGAACGCCUCGGGGAGUCAUGAAUGAAACUGCUCGACGCGUUCGCCAACACUGCGGCAUCAACGACGAAGAGGACUUUACCAACCAUCACGCAUCGAUGAUGAUUACCCACCCUAUUGGAGAACCUCAGACCGUUACUGGACGAGCUCUAGCGACAUAUAAGGCGGCCUUAUCAAGACACUUUGACAUGGCAUGGAUCGAGGAACAGGACCACAUAUCUGAUCCUACCGUUGCUUCAGCAAACUCAACAACUAUCGCCCCAACCCCAUCGGACAUCGACGCCCAGGAUGACAACAGCAUUCGCACUAUUACCCUACCUCUUGCGAAGCUGCUCAGGACGGAUCUCCCCACGAAGGAUCAAGAUUACAUCACCAAGAGGCUAAACGACGUACAGGGUGAGGUGUCUGACUUUAUGGAAUCCGUUGCCAUGGGAGCGGACGACUACUUCAAGGAGAACCCGAUCGUGGAAGCGGGAGUCAUUACUCCGGAGUGGCAACAGAUUGUAUCCGAUGCUACGGAGUUGAAGCCCCGAGUGAAGGAUCCGGCAACCUUGCUAUCCCAGGAUUAUUUGCAGUACCUUGGAGUUCGGAUUCCAGAAUUGAGACGUGCGAGGAAGACCCCCAAGACUACCACCCACCCCUUGUGGGAUACAGUGCUUGAAAGCAUCUAUAGCGGGAAGCUGGUACCACAAGCCUGGGAUGAUUCAAGGCAUCCUGACUCACCCUCAUCCAACCCCUUCAAGAUCAUUCCAAGCUUGUCUCAAGCCUCUGGUUCCGGCGCUGUGGAUGAUGCCUAUGCUGCUGCUGAUGCCAAUGUCGAGGUCGGAUACCAGUCAGAGGACUCAUCGAAGGAAAGCCUGGGGGGCUUGACGGCCACACUCAUGCGAGAGUACGCUACGAACAUCAAGAUGAUAUGGUCUGGAGACAUUUACGAGAGGUUGAGACGGUACGUGGUGCACAAUGUUCUCCGACUCAAUCUACGACCCCAGAGCGAGGAGAAACACCGCAUCCAAAAGCGGAAGCGUGCUAUCAAGAAGGCCGAGGAGAUGAAGGAGGCGUCGGCAUCGGCAAGCCAAAAGCGUCGAGAGUCCCUGAGGAACUGGAAAAGGCGAAACCAGGACCUAUUCAAUCAACUUGAUCACGCAUUUGAUACUAGUCGAGACGAGGAGCGCAUCAACAAGAUUUUCGGGCUCAUUGACAUCCAUCAAGAGCGGCGGCCAGGAGUCAAGGAGCAGAACAAGUCACGUGGACUCACCCAAAGCGACGACUACGAGACGGACUCGGAGUUUGACGGCUCAGACGACUCAGACGACGAUAUGGAUACUGAGUUGGUUGUUUCGGGCUCGAGCAAGAGCAGCGAUGAUGUUUUAAUGCCUUGCACUCACACAGCAGAUCAAGAUUGCGAGAUGGGGGUCAUGGAGGAGCAGUCAGAUGCCGGUCGCUCUAUUAAUGCAGAGGCUCAGAGCAGUGGUCCGUCUGAAUCUGUGGCACGCUCCUCAACAGGACCAAAGGAGCCGACAUCAAAGAAGCUCCGAGGUCUAGAAGCAGUAGCUAUCAGGUUGCUGGAAUUGCCAGACUCGAACAUACCCAUCACCGAAGAGACAGUCAAGGCGAAGCUCUACGAGCCUGAGAUGUACAGCACGGAGGAGAUUUUGGCCGUCUUGCGGCUAGUGACAUUACUGAGACCGUUUACCCCUAAGAAGGCCCACUCAGGACCCCAGUCAACUUCCUAUCCAAAGAGCGUCUUGACUUUGGGGCCGUUUGUGUAUAUUGCAAAUGCAAUCUUGAGAUCGGCGGGAUACAAGGAUUUCACCCGUAGGAUUUGCCCAGUUCCUGCUGUUGGGAAUCGGCAUGCUGUGCCGUUGGACGCGUCAGGGGUGUAUGACAUAUUUGGCGGGCGAGCACCAGGACGCUUCGAUAUCAAGGGCCCAAGUGGUCGAGUAAUCACCACGUCGACCGUCGCGAGACUGUCUACCGAUCAUCGCAAAUAUGUUUUCGGUGGACUUUUCAAUAUGGCCAUCAUCGACGAUGCCUGCACGAAACAUGGACUUGAGUUCGCACAAAGAAUGACGUACGUCGACUUUUACACAGUACGCAUCACGGGACGACGGGCGAUAACGGGACCAAACCGCCACUUCACCAACAGUGCGUACGAAGACAAGAAGAAGAAGCAUGUUAAGCCAUCAGGUGUAAUCAACUGGACGUCGGAACUACUGGAAACCGGGCACACCCCUCAAUCUGCAGCCAAAGCGUCGGAGGAGAUCAAGAUUGUUCAGGAUCGUUUGGUCACAGAGCUACAACCCCUCAAGAAGGGCCUCAAGGCAGCCACGACGGUCAGGAGAGAAAAGGACCGCACCCUUCGUCACUAUGAAGGACACGACCAGAGACACAAAAAGGGAAUCUACCAGAACCUACAGGAGGCACGAAAAGUCGUCAACAACCUGAAGAAGAAGAUCGUUCCUCUCGAGGCUGAGAUCCGGGAAAAGAAGCAGCAACGCUACUAUUACAACAGGUUGUCCAAGGCGACCGCCCCCCCCAACAGCACUAUCAGAAGACCCUUCUCCCCUGCCCAUCACGACUGUCACAGAGUCUGUCCCAACUGUUCAACAUCCUGGGAUGCAAGACUUUGUCAUCCCGAUACUCACCACACCGGCAACGACGACGGGGCUUCAGAGCCGCCCACCUCUCACGCUGAUGCUGUGGACAUGGACAUUGAUGGCACGGACACCCAGCCCUCUCUGCAUUCAGAAUCGAAAGCGUCAUCUCUUCCAGAACGGACUCGGAACGCCAUAACGAUAACUGGCUCUUUAUCCCGGAAGGCAACGAUCGAGGACAUGCGUUUUGCCAAGUCCAACCGCAUCACCGCAAAACAGGUCAAAGAAGUCGGUGGAGUAGGUAGGGCGACUCGAACAAGGGAGCGUUUGCUUCGACAGCCGGAAAAUCAGAGGAUUUCGGAGCUUCACAAGGAGAUAGGAGAAAACUCCGUUUUGAAGGCGCAGACUAUCAGUGAAGUUGACUCUGCACAGGUGACCCGACGAUCAGCUACACAACCCCUUCGCAACUUCGAGGGCAGCAAAAGCUUAGUGAAACAAACCCACCACAAGGAUCUUCAACUGCAGCGAGCAUGGCAGACGAUCGCAGCCGACGAACGACGGAAAAUGCAGGAUUUUUCCAGAGGAACAGGACAGACCCAACCAGCAUCAGUCAACACAGUCGACUCUAUCGAUGGGUGUUGCAAGUGUGGUAGACACCACCUCCCAAUCCGCGUUGGAAGGGCACUCACCUAUCCACAGGAAUGCCCCAGAGAUGCGUUGCCCAUCAUCCCUAUCAUGUUCGUCGGGACGGCAGGAAUCGGAACCGGGAGUCGCAUUGGCGGUCAUCUAAAGUACGGCGGAAAAAAGGUCGUUGAGCAACAUGCCCUCUCCGUCCCUGUACUGAUGACCGAUGAAAACAUGACAAGCAAAGUCUGUCCGUUUUGUUUUGCGAUUCUACGCCUCGUCAAGGAACUGAGACUUGUCAACGGAGUCGAGAAGCUGGUCACAAUCAACGGUGCGGUUCAGUGCGAAAACCCCAACUGUGAGAGUGUCCGCGCCGGUUAUGCACGUCGAGGCAGGGACAGCAAUGCAUGUGUCAACAUUGCACUUGCGGGAUUCACGACAAUCAUGAGCGACAACAGACAGCCACUUCCUCCCUACAGGAGAUCAACGCGUCCAGAGGGCGCCACCCCUUCAGAACCCCAGUCUCUCGCUACUGGAACACAACAAAACAUCGAGCACUUCGACAACGGACCCAUUGACAACAAUGGCUUCCCGCGACGCUGCUGA